AUGACUCCUGGCUCUGCAGGAUCCAGUGUUGUGGUCCCUCGAAAUUUCAGAUUGCUGGAGGAAUUGGAACGUGGAGAAAAGGGAAUUGGAGAUGGUACUGUGAGCUAUGGAAUGGAUGAUGGAGAUGACAUUUACAUGCGAUCCUGGACUGGCACCAUUAUAGGUCCUCAUAAUUCUGUACACGAAUCUCGUAUAUAUCAAUUGAAGCUAUUCUGUGACAAAGAUUAUCCAGAAAAACCUCCAAGUGUUCGCUUCCAUUCUCGGAUUAACAUGACUUGUGUUAACCGUGAGACUGGAGUGGUGGAACCAAAGAAAUUUGCAGUUCUAGGAAACUGGCAGCGGGAGUACACGAUGGAACAUAUACUGACUCAGCUGAAGAAAGAGAUGGCGGUUUCACACAACCGUAAGCUGGCUCAGCCUCCUGAGGGGACCUAUUUCUAA
Messenger RNA from Fraxinus pennsylvanica, 441 nucleotides. Lineage: Eukaryota; Viridiplantae; Streptophyta; Magnoliopsida; Lamiales; Oleaceae. The record is from the annotation of a GenBank genome assembly.